AGAUGGGAAACUUCCAGUCCCCAGGACGCAAGCUUACCAGCGAGCAGCGCUUUGCCCUGUCAUCUAACGAAGCACGCCUAGUCAGGGUGGCCCUGGUCAUCCCAUGCAUGGAAAACGCACCCGCACCAAACGUGGUGAGAAGCGUUGUGAUGCUAGCAAAGCCACGAUGUCCCAGCAAGGACAGGGUUUUGACAUUGGAUCAUCCGGCGUGGCACCCGUACUAGGCGCCGAUUUCAAGCCCGUCCCAACCCUCGAAUUUUCUGCCAACCGCUGGGUUCCUGCAAAUACGACUCGUAAGGCCCAACCUGACGUUGAUUCACCUGAGCUGGUCGACCGUAAGGUCAGGGCGUUGCUCAACAAGCUCACGAUGGAGAAGUUCGAGUCUAUUUCAGACCAGAUCAUUUACUGGGCAAACAAGAGUGUGAUCGAGAAGGACGGGCGGACGCUCCUCCAAGUCAGCCGGCUGGUGUUUGAGCAUGCAACCGAUGAGCCUGCAUGGAGCGAGAUGUAUGCACGGCUUUGUCGAAAGAUGAUGGAGCAGAUCAGUCCGGAGGUGCAGGAUGACGGAAUCAAGAACUCGGACGGCAAACCUAUUGCAGGUGGUCUUCUCUUCCGGAAGCACCUCCUCAGCCGGUGUCAAGAGGACUUCGAGCGGGGGUGGGUAGCCGAGGAAGCCACUGCUGCUGCGGGGGCUUCUGACUAUCGAGCGCCCAAGGCUACAAACAAAACGGGCACCUUGGAUGCUGAGUUUAAUUUCGAUGAGUACUACGCUGCUCAGAAGGCGAAACGCCAGGGUCUUGGUCUCAUCAAGUUUACCGGCGAGCUGUUCAAGCUGCAGAUGGUCACAGAGCGUAUCAUGCACAAUAUUGUGAGGAAGCUGUUGGCAAGCUUCGAGGACCCCGAGGAAGAGGAGAUCGAGAGUUUGUGCCAGCUGUUGAAGAUAGUUGGCCAGUUGAUGGAUAAGCCUAAGGCUCGUGCGCAUAUGGACGUCUACUUCACGCGCAUGAAGGUGCUCAGUAAGAGCCUGGAUGUCAACUCUCGUAUGCAGUUCAUGCUUCAGGACGUCAUUGAGUUGCGUGACCGUAAAUGGGUCACCCGCAAUGCUAUUGCCGCGCCCACGACGAUCGCUGCCGUUUGCGAGGCCACCCCACGUUCCCUUGCAUUCUCUCGUGCAGUGUCAAGCGUGCAAAACCAGUCUCGACAGGGAGCUGGGCCAGGGGGUCUUGGUGGCCCGCCUAUGCCUGCCAGCCCCCGAAUGGUUUCGCGCCAACAUCAAGGCCCCCCUGGAGGUGUAACACAGCAGCUGCCCAUGCAGCCCAUGCCAUGGGCCCCAUACUGUGUUAGUAUUUCAUUAUAUAUAUCUAUAAGUCAACCAUAAUCUCAACGUGAUGCAAGUCGUACGGUCAACAACCACCUUCUCGGACAUAUUAUGCUAUGCCCCCCCAACAUAUGCACCGACAGC
Molecule: messenger RNA, 1462 nt
Organism: Suillus clintonianus
Lineage: Eukaryota; Fungi; Basidiomycota; Agaricomycetes; Boletales; Suillaceae
Product: armadillo-type protein
Exons: 3
Coding region: 104-1378 (424 amino acids)
Cellular component (GO): eukaryotic translation initiation factor 4F complex
Molecular function (GO): translation initiation factor activity; protein binding; mRNA binding
Source: RefSeq, a predicted model, not a curated record